GAGCCGUGUGUCUGAGGAUCGACAGCAGGAACCGGACACAGCCGACACACCUGGACUCACCUGGAUUCUGCCGGCCAGCCUGGACCAAACUCACUUGAACUGAUCUGAACCAAUCUGAUCUGAUCUGGACCUCAGCCGACUCACCUGAGGGGAAGACACACUGACUCACAGGUCUCACCAGCGCUCGGUUGCUGCGUUGCCGUGGCAAUGUUCCACCGCAGGAAGAAGAGGCGCAGGCCACAGAUCUCUGCGCCACAGGACUUCCAGCACCGUGUCCACACUUCCUUCGAUGUGGCCUCCGGACGCUACGUGGGUCUGCCGCCACAGUGGCAGAGCGUCAUCGACACACUGAGGAGGCCACGCCCCCUGGUGGACCCCUCCAGGAUCACUGAGGUCGAGCUCAAGAAGACGAUUGUUCGCGGGAGUUUUAUCGGUCAUGGCGACUACAUCUCACACGUGAUCUCUGAGAUGAGCCGUCUGUCCGUCACCAGCUCCAACUCUCUGCGCCGCAGCAGCCCGUCGGCACGGAAACGCGCCCAGUCACUGGGCCGACUGGGAGAAGUGGAGGAGGACGAGUCGUACCAGUACGAGGAGCUCAAUCGCCGCGGAGAUGGCGGGAAGACAGACGGGAGCUCCACCUACUGGCAGGACAGGAUCCGACAGGUGCGCAGUGAAAGCGGCAGCCCCAAACUGAAUGGAACUCUGCAGAGAGCCAAGUCCACCUGCGAGGUGGCCACGCCCCGCACACCUGUGACGCCUCAGAGGACAGGCGUGAUGACGGGUUCUACAGGCAUGACGACGGGUUCUACAGGCGUGACAACGGGUUCUACAGGCGUGUCGGGUUCUACAGGCGUGACGGGUUCUACAGGCGUGACUGGUUCCCCAGGAGGACAGUACGCCCACAGUGAGGGGGCGGGGCUCAGACAGAGGCCCACUUCCUGUCACUACAACCUGCCGACUGCAGAGACCAACAGCAGAGCUCACCUGAGACUGAAACCAGCAGCCAAUCACCUGCCCGACCUGCUGUCCUCGUCCAGAGAAACUCCCAGAAGGCCUUACUCCUCCUACGACCUCAAGGUGCCCUCGCCCUCUUCCCCCCUCCUGCUGCCACCACCCAACAGCACCAGCAGCCCCAUCAUCACAGGUCGACCUCACCGCCCGCUCCGCCCCUCCUCCAGCUUCAGUAUCGGACAUUCUCCAAGAACACCGACCCCGCUGACUCAGCCCCGCCCCUCCCCCACAGGCUCCCCGGCACACCUCCCCAGCCACCCCUCCCCCUCCUCCACCCAGCAGACGGUACCUAACGGAGGUGGGAAGGUGACUCAUGAGCAGUUCAAGGCGGCGCUGCAGAUGGUGGUGGACCCGGGCGACCCGAGAAUGACUCUGGAGAACUUUGUGAAGAUCGGCGAGGGGUCAACGGGCGUGGUCUGCAUCGCCCGGGAGAAACACAGCGGGCGCCAGGUGGCCGUGAAGAUGAUGGAUCUGAGGAAGCAGCAGCGCCGCGAGCUGCUCUUCAACGAGGUGGUCAUCAUGAGGGACUACAGGCACCAGAACGUGGUGGAGAUGCACCGCAGCGCCCUGGUGGAGGAGGAACUCUGGGUAAUCAUGGAGUACCUGCAGGGCGGCGCUCUCACCCACAUUGUCAGUGAGACCAGGCUGAACGAGGAGCAGACGGCGACGGUGUGUGAGGGCGUCCUGCAGGCGCUGUCGUACCUUCACUCUCAGGGAGUCAUUCACAGAGACAUUAAGAGCGACUCCAUCCUGCUGACACUGGACGGAAGGAUCAAACUGUCAGACUUUGGUUUCUGCGCUCAGAUCAGUAAAGACGUCCCAAAGAGGAAGUCUCUGGUCGGGACGCCGUACUGGAUGGCUCCUGAAGUCAUCGCCAAAAGACCGUACGGGACCGAGGUGGACAUCUGGUCUCUGGGCAUCAUGGUGGUGGAGAUGGUGGACGGAGAGCCGCCAUAUUUCAGCGACACGCCCAUCACCGCCAUGAAGAAGCUGAGAGACGAAGCAGCACCGGGCGUGAAGAACAUCCACAGGGUGUCUCCAGUGUUGAAGGACUUUCUGAGCUGCAUGCUGACUCGUGACACGAAGCAGCGUUCCAGCGCUGCCGACCUCCUGAAGCACCCGUUCCUGCUGCAGGCUGGCUCGCCGCGCUGCCUGGUGCCGCUGGUGGAGCAGCACCGCAAACGCAUGUCGCUCUGCUGAACACCUGAGAACACGCCUGACCUGAGAAUUUUGGGUGAUCUGAUCACUAAUGGACACGUUACCGAUGCAGCUCGUCAACAGACGACCACACACAGUGAUUCCUAACGCUAUUAAAGGAUCUGCGUUAGCUUAAAAUCACGUGACGCUCACUGAUGAAACUUGA
This is a messenger RNA of Epinephelus lanceolatus (giant grouper), 2374 nucleotides long. Its product is annotated as serine/threonine-protein kinase PAK 6-like. Gene Ontology annotation, molecular function: ATP binding; protein kinase activity. NCBI's taxonomy places the organism in Eukaryota, Metazoa, Chordata, Actinopteri, Perciformes, Serranidae. Gene Ontology annotation, biological process: protein phosphorylation. The record is from RefSeq and is a predicted model, not a curated record.